AUGGCCUCCACCGCGCUCUCCACCGCCUCCAACCCCACCCAGCUCUGCCGGACCCGCGCGAGCGCGCUGUGCAAGCCCGUCAAGGGCCUGGGCUUCGGCCGGGAGCGCGUCCCGAGGAACAUCACCUGCAUGGCCGGCAGCAUCUCCGCGGACCGCGUGCCGGACAUGAGCAAGAGGGAGCUGAUGAACCUGCUCCUGCUGGGCGCCAUCUCGCUCCCCACCUUCGGCAUGCUCGUCCCCUACGGCUCCUUCCUCGUCCCGGCCGGCUCCGGGAGCAACGCCGGAGGCGUCGCCGCCAAGGACAAGCUCGGCAACGACAUCCUCGUCGAGGACUGGCUCAAGACGCACGGCCCCAACGACCGCACGCUCGCCCAGGGGCUCAAGGGUGAUCCUACCUACCUUGUGGUUGAGUCCGACAAGACCCUCGCCACCUACGGGAUCAACGCCGUGUGCACGCAUCUUGGAUGCGUCGUGCCGUGGAACGCCGCCGAGAACAAGUUCCUCUGCCCCUGCCAUGGAUCCCAGUACAACAACCAGGGCAAGGUCGUCCGUGGGCCUGCACCUCUGUCGCUGGCCCUGGUUCACGCGGACGUUGACGACGGCAAGGUCGUCUUCGUGCCGUGGGUGGAGACCGACUUCAGGACCGGCGACAACCCGUGGUGGAAAUAA
Messenger RNA from Triticum turgidum subsp. durum (durum wheat), 669 nucleotides. Lineage: Eukaryota; Viridiplantae; Streptophyta; Magnoliopsida; Poales; Poaceae. The record is from the annotation of a GenBank genome assembly.